AUGGCUUAUACACAGAGCACCAGCAGAGAAGAUAGGGGUCACGAGCAGGACUCAAUAGAACUAGUGACGGUGAUGGAACCUUCCCCGGAUACUGCUGUAUGUAAGACCGAAGAUAGCACCGAUGAUGCGGACCCAGAGCCAUCGACUGCUCGCCUAGUAUUGGUUCUGUCAGGUCUCUGGGUAAGCAGUUUCUACUCAACCAUGCUUGCCACAAUUAUUGAGGAUAUAUGUCUCUCCAUCUCGCAGCCAUUCAGCGGACAACUGACCAACCUGUUGGGCCGACGAUAUGGCCUUGUACUUUGUCUCUCAGUCUUAGCCGUAGGACAGCUUCUGUGCGGACUGGCGCCCCGUUUGUCAGUCUUCUUGCUUGGACGGAUCGUUCAGGGUCUUGGUGCAGGCUGCAUCGGCACCAUCACUGCUUUUGUCGAAACCGAUCUAGUUUCCAUGAGAAAACGGGCGCUGAUUGAAGGGAUUGGCAACAUUACCUAUGGUGUUACAUUGGCCCUGGGCGGCGUCUACGGGGUGCCCUUCAUCAUUCUCGACAUCGCGAUGGUGGCAUUCUAUCUCAACAUCUCUCAGGGUAAAAGCCGUCCUAUCAGACGCCCAGUUGACUACGUCGGCAUGGUCGCUCUUCUUGUCGUCAUUAUCCUCUUUCAGUUCGGCAUGAAUGCUGGUGGUUUGGUUUUUGCCUGGAACAGCGCAGCGGUGCUAACCACCUUAAUCCUUGCCGCGGUAGGAUUCCUAGCAUUCCUCUUUUGGGAAUUCUAUAAAGUCAAGAACCCUCAUAUUCCAGUUCGAGCCCUACUACAACGCACUGUGGCCGCGUCGCAACUGAGCUCAUUCUUCUCCAACUUCGGCAACACUAGCAUAAUGUACUACGUGCCCGUGUACCUGGAGGUUCUUGGCCACUCCCCAGGCCAGAGCGGCCUACGAUUCAUUCCCUUGGCUCUCUGCUUUGCUUUUGGAUCUUUCGCCGCUGGGCUCUUCGUCAAGGUCACAGCCAAGUACUACUACAUCAACUUCCCCGUCCAAGCCUGCUCCGUCCUGGGCGCUGUCAUGUUUUGUACCAUGACCCAGACAACACCUUCUUGGGCGCCUUUCGUUUAUCUCGGCAUUUACGGUGCCGGGUCCGGCGGGGCGUACGUGACCAGACUCAUGGGUCUCCUCACCUCGGCCGAUAAGCAACAUCUCGCCGUGGUGCAAUCCUGUUCCUUCACUGUCCGCAACACUGGCACCACCAUAGGUCAGACCAUCUCCGCUGCUAUCUUUCAGAACUUGUCAGUCAAUUCCCUACGAUCUCUUUUUCGAGGCCAGCCUGGUUUGGCUGAUCGAAUCUCGCACAACUACAAUCGGCUCGACCUGCUGAGUGGUUCGGAGAAGCAGACCGCAAUCUUCAUCUAUCUCCGUGCCGCACGUGGAGUGUUUUUCCUUGCCAUGUCGGUUCUGGUUGCCGCUGCGGUGUCGGCCUUUGUUAUGCAAAAUAAUGAGCUGGUUGAUAGUCCGAGGGAGAGGCGGAGUGCUGAGGAGAAGGGAGAAUUGAAGGAAUUGAAGAAGGCGAAAGAUGAAGAAGAAGCGCCGAACUGAUUUGUGGCCAGCAGGUGGCUUGGAUAUACAAUACAGCCACCGAAUUAAAGUGGCUCCUGCUUGAUCCAUCGCUAGUUGUUUUCAUGUUCCCCCGAUCACAGAGUUCUUCGAUCGGGUCCAUUUGGUUUUUGGGGUGGUGGCUAUCAUCCCUGGCUUUCUCAUUACGAAGAGUGCUUACUGUAUAGGCACCUCAGUGU
This is a messenger RNA of Aspergillus neoniger CBS 115656, 1781 nucleotides long. Its product is annotated as multidrug resistance protein fnx1. Bases 1 to 1584 code for a protein of 527 amino acids. Gene Ontology annotation, biological process: transmembrane transport; basic amino acid transport. The transcript is spliced from 4 exons. Gene Ontology annotation, molecular function: basic amino acid transmembrane transporter activity. Gene Ontology annotation, cellular component: fungal-type vacuole membrane. Lineage: Eukaryota; Fungi; Ascomycota; Eurotiomycetes; Eurotiales; Aspergillaceae. The record is from RefSeq and is a predicted model, not a curated record.